AGUUUCUUGCCUGAAAUAAUUGUUGUCUGCGAGUACGAGUAUGUGCAUAGUGUGAUCUUGUAAAUAAGUUUGAACUAGAUUGACUGAGGACGGCGACAUAAUGCAGGAGCUCUUGGAAGGAUCACACCCCGUGCGGAUGUGUGCUCCGAUGGUCCGCUACUCCAAGCUUCCAUUUCGUAUGUUGGUCCGCCAGUACGAAUGUGAUGUUGCGUUCACUCCCAUGAUCAUUGCCGACAGUUUCGUUCACUCAGCCAAAGCCAGAGCAAAUGAAUUUACAACAAGUGAAGUUGACCGGCCACUCGUUGUGCAGUUUGCUGCAAAAACAGCUGAGGAGUUUUCAACAGCAGCUCAGCUUGUAUCUCCGUAUUGCGAUGCCGUGGAUCUGAACUGUGGCUGCCCUCAGCGGUGGGCGAUCAAGGAGUGUUACGGCUGCUAUCUAUUGAACCAGCCGGAGCUUGUUGCCGAUAUGGUUCGGCAAACAAAGUGCAAUGCCACUGUGCCGGUGUCGAUAAAGAUCCGUGUUUCGGAGGACAUGCGGAAAACUGUAGAGCUAGUGCGACGUGCUGAGAAGGCCGGUGUGGAGUGGAUCACAGUGCACGGGCGUACGGUCAAGCAAAGGGCAGAGCCAGUCGACUAUGAUUCGAUCAAGCAGGUUGUAGACAGCGUGUCGAUCCCGGUGUUUGCAAACGGUGACAUUACCCAGGCAUCCCAUGUCGGUGAUGUCUGCUCCCGCACCGGAGCACGGGGGGUAAUGGCUGCACGCGGAAUACUCAGCAACCCGGGCAUGUUUGCUGGCCAUUCACAAACCACAUUGGACUGUAUUCAGUCAUGGGUGGACAUCGCUUUGUCUACAGGCACACCGUUCACAACGUUUCACCAUCACCUCAUGUACAUGUUGGAAAAGGCGCAUAGCAAAGCUGAUCGACAAGUGUUCAACACCCUCGGAAGCAUUCCGGCCGUUCUGAACUUCCUAGAGUCCCACUAUGGAAUCAGCUAGACGUGAAGCCGCGGAUUCAGCAUACCCAUAAAGUUUAUAUUUGACAUAUUCAUUGCUAUUUAUAAGGUUGAGGGAGUUGAAAAUGGCAUCAUUGCUCCCAGUAUACCCUGUGGAAAACGUGUGUGAUUUUUUCGCACGUUAGCGUUCAAGUCAACCUGCGAAAACUGAGUCCGCAGCACUUUCCUCAUGCCUAACGAACGGCUUGACUGGCACAUGGUACUUGAAGUAAGUGCUGAGUGAGCAUGAUGAUUUGCUUAUUUAUUGAUCGGCGUAUCUUAUAAUUCAUCAAGCACGCCUGUGUUUGGUAAUAUCUCAGAAGAAAUCGAAGCUAUCAAAUCAUGGAAAAUCAUUCUCCAUAUUCGCAUUCAAUCAAUAUUAAUCACCCUGUCCUCUUGGGCUCGUCUAGUCUAAUGAUUGAAACCUGGAAGUAACUUAUUCACUCAUCCACUAUAGUUAUCACGUUUAACAUGGUGGAUCUCAAGUAACUUGCUCAAUAAAACAUGUUGAAGUAUCCGCGAGUCAAA
This is a messenger RNA of Sycon ciliatum, 1521 nucleotides long. Its product is annotated as tRNA-dihydrouridine(20a/20b) synthase [NAD(P)+]-like. The record is from RefSeq and is a predicted model, not a curated record. Gene Ontology annotation, molecular function: tRNA dihydrouridine synthase activity; flavin adenine dinucleotide binding. Lineage: Eukaryota; Metazoa; Porifera; Calcarea; Leucosolenida; Sycettidae. Gene Ontology annotation, biological process: tRNA processing. The transcript is spliced from 11 exons. Bases 101 to 997 code for a protein of 298 amino acids.